Ictalurus furcatus (blue catfish) is the source of this 10338-nucleotide messenger RNA. RefSeq names its product membrane-associated phosphatidylinositol transfer protein 2. Gene Ontology annotation, molecular function: phosphatidylcholine binding; phosphatidylcholine intramembrane carrier activity; phosphatidylinositol binding. The coding region runs from base 2810 to 7033 and encodes 1407 amino acids. Gene Ontology annotation, cellular component: cytoplasm. Lineage: Eukaryota; Metazoa; Chordata; Actinopteri; Siluriformes; Ictaluridae. The record is from RefSeq and is a predicted model, not a curated record. The transcript is spliced from 26 exons. Gene Ontology annotation, biological process: phospholipid transport.
ACACUACACACAUUACACUACACACAUCACUCUACACUACACACAUCACACCACACUACACACAUCACACUACACUACACACAUCACACUACACUACACACAUCACUCUACACUACACACAUCACACUACACACAUCACUCUACACUACACACAUCACACUACACACAUCACUCUACACUACACACAUCACACUACACACAUCAUUCUACACUACACACAUCACACUACACACAUCACACUACACUAAACGCAUCACUCUACACUACACACAUCCCACUACACUACACACAUCACACUAAACACAUCACUCUACACUACACACAUCACACUACACUAAACACAUCCCACUACACUACACACAUCCCACUACACUACACACAUCACACAUCACACUAAACACAUCACUCUACACUACACACAUCACACUACACUAAACACAUCCCACUACACUACACACAUCACACUAAACACAUCACUCUACACUACACACAUCACACUACACUAAACACAUCCCACUACACUACACACAUCCCACUACACUACACACAUCACACAUCACACUAAACACAUCACUCUACACUACACACAUCACACUACACACAUCACUCUACACUACACACAUUACACUACACUACACACAUCACACUACACUACACACAUCACACUACACUAAACACAUCACACUAAACACAUCACUCUACACUACACACAUCACACUACACACAUCACUCUACACUACACACAUCACACCACACUACACACAUCACACUACACUACACACAUCACACUACACUACACACAUCACUCUACACUACACACAUCACACUACACACAUCACUCUACACUACACACAUCACACUACACACAUCAUUCUACACUACACACAUCACACUACACACAUCACACUACACUAAACGCAUCACUCUACACUACACACAUCACACUACACUAAACACAUCCCACUACACUACACACAUCCCACUACACUACACACAUCACACUACACACAUCACUCUACACUACACACAUCACACUACACACAUCAUUCUACACUACACACAUCACACUACACACAUCACACUACACUAAACGCAUCACUCUACACUACACACAUCACACUACACUAAACACAUCCCACUACACUACACACAUCCCACUACACUACACACAUCACACAUCACACUAAACACAUCACUCUACACUACACACAUCACACUACACUAAACACAUCCCACUACACUACACACAUCACACUACACACAUCACUCUACACUACACACAUCACACUACACACAUCACUCUACACUACACACAUUACACUACACUACACACAUCACACUACACACAUCACUCUACAUUACACUACACUGAACACAUCACACUAAACACAUCACUCUACACUACACACAUCACACUACACACAUCACUCUACACUACACACAUCACACUACACUACACACAUCACUCUACACUACACACAUCACUCUACACUACACACAUCACACUACACUAAACACAUCACUCUACACUACACACAUCACACUACACACAUCACUCUACACUACACACAUCACACCACACUACACACAUCACUCUACACUACACACAUCACACUACACACAUCACUCUACACUACACACAUCACACUAAACACCACUCUACACUACACAGAUCACUCUACACUACACACCUCACACUAAACACUUGGUUAGUAAGAGUAGUAAGUAUUUCAGUCAUGUACACACACUAUUGUUUUCAUUUCAGUGAUGUCUGUCCCAGUUAAGGGGCAGAUGUGUUUGCAUGCUCACAACAUAAAAGCUGUUCCACUUAGUAAUCAGCAUAAGGCCAGCUCUGUUGUGAGGUUCCUUAUUUCAGCCAGAAGGCAGGACCAAAUGUGUGUUGUGUUUUUCUCAGCGUACGAGAGUGCCUUGAAAGUGGAAAAACAUGGUGGUCAGAACCGGUGCUAUGACUGACUCAUAAUUUCGUAGUAACUGAAUCAUUUAUUUACAUCUUAAGAGAUGUAAGAGCAAUGGUAUGAAAUUUAAUCAAUUUUAAACAAACCCUCAGCGGUGGAAAAACAAGCCAUAAAUAACCGCUGUAUAAAUAAAGAAACGGUAUUAUCGCUCUGUUGUUGUGAAGUUCCUAAUAUGCACAGUGUUUCGCACCAUUAACAGCCAUAUCAUAAGUCCAUGGGCUGCACUAUUAUCAUGCGGCUCAUAGGAGCAGCAGCCCAAAACUAUUUACACUCCACCUGCUUAACUGCUCCAUCUUAUAGCGAGGAGGUACUGCCAUCCAAACCAUGCCGGAAUCGUGGCCUGCCGACUCGCGUUUCCUCUGUAAAUGUGCUCUUUUUCAACAUCUCAUGCUGUUCAGAGCUUCCUCUCACCGCACGUAGGACCUGUCAGUCUCUUCCGCUCAUCUCUUUAUCAUGAGCUGUUUGGGUAUGCAUUUUGUUUGUGGCUGGUAUUUGCAUAAGCAAAGCAAUGUUGAUUUUAGUUAGAUCUUUUUUUUUUUCCUUGCACAUUUCGCUUCACGCUGCUAUUGUGAAGAGCAGGAGAUAAGCUUCAGAAGCAUUUACUUAGUCACAGAAACAGGAAAUUACGGGGUUUUUUGUUGUUUUUUUUUUUUUUAGUUCUGAGAGCAAAGUUUGUGUAGUUCUGCCUUCUGACCUCAAAUGGAAUAAUUCUCCACCAAGGCUAAAAAUCACCUACCUACAGGUGUACGGGAUGAACUUGGCUCCGGUCCUCUGAUGCCCCUGACCUAGGGCCUACCUGGUGGAUUCCUCAUUCGCCCCGCACCACUGCCAACAUGCUGAUCAAAGAGUACCGCAUCCCCAUGCCUAUGAGCGUGGAGGAAUACCGCAUCGCCCAGCUCUACAUGAUCCAGAAAAAGAGCCGAGAGGAGAGCGAGGGCGAGGGCAGUGGCGUGGAGAUCCUGGAGAAUCGACCCUACACGGACGGGCCCGGCGGCUCGGGACAGUACACCCACAAAGUGUACCACAUUGGUCAGCAUAUCCCCAGCUGGUUCCGCUCCAUCCUGCCCAAAGCAGCUCUACGGGUGGAGGAGGAGUCCUGGAACGCCUACCCUUACACUCGCACCCGUUACACGUGUCCUUUUGUGGAGAAGUUCUCUAUCGACAUUGAGACAUAUUAUAAGCCUGAUACAGGGAAUCAGAACAACGUCUUCAAUUUGUCUUCAGCGGAGAAAAGGCAGCGGGAUAUCGACCCCAUAGACAUUGUGAAAGAUGUCAUUGCACCUCAUGAGUACUUGGCUGAGGAGGAUCCCAAGCUGUACAAGUCGGUGAAGACUCAGCGAGGCCCUCUGUCCGACAACUGGAUCCAGGAGAUUGGCCAUAACCCGGGCAAGAUUCCCAUCAUGUGCGCCUACAAACUGUGCAAAGUGGAGUUCCGCUACUGGGGCAUGCAGUCCAAGAUCGAGCGCUUCAUUCACGACGUGGGUCUUAGGAAAGUGAUGGUGCGUGCACACCGGCAGGCCUGGUGCUGGCAGGACGAAUGGUAUGGCCUGACCAUGGAAGACAUCCGGCAGCUGGAGCUGGAGACUCAGCUGGCCCUGGCCAAGAAGAUGGCGCAGUUUAGCUGCAGCGAAGACGGAGACGAGGAUAACGCCAGUCCUGCCAAAGAACAGGACGCCAAGGAGGCGAUCAACGCCAUCGAGAAUGAAGGCGCAACACGGAGUCUCGGGGACACGCUGCAGGCUCGGGGAGAACUCACCAAGCAGUGGUCCACCUCGUCCAGGUCCUCCCGCUCUUCAAAAAGAGGAGCAGCAAGCCCGUCUCGACACAGCAUUUCCGAAUGGCGCAUGCAGAGCAUCGCCCGCGACUCAGACGACAGCACAGACGACGAGUUCUUUGAUGCACACGAGGACCUCUCAGACGGCGAGGAGAUGUUUGUCAAAGAGAUCACCAAGUGGAACUCCAACGACCUGAUGGACAAAAUCGAGACGGCGGAGGCAGACGAACCCCAAAGUGACUUGUACCAGGACUCUGGGGUCGAGUAUUCCGAAGCUGGGAAUGUCCAAAGCCUUAAUGAGGAUGGCUCGGGUCAACAGGGCCUGCAGUCGUCGAAGGUGCACGUGCUGCUCCUGGUCCUGCAUGGCGGCAACAUCCUGGACACUGGAGGUGGAGAGCAGAGCAGCAAGCAGGCUGAUGUCAACACCAUCAGCUUGGCUUUCGAGACCGUCAUGCGCGUGCAUUACCCGACAGCGCUAGGCCGCAUCGCCAUCCGCAUGGUGCCGUGCCCCGCCGUGUGCGUGGAGGCUUUCUCGCUCGUGUCGAAUUUAAGUCCAUACAGCUAUGACGAGGGCUGCCUCUCCAACAGUCAGGACCACAUCCCUCUCGCCGCUCUGCCUCUGUUGGCCACAUCCGCUCCUCAGUACCAGGACGCCGUGGCUGCGGUGAUAGUGCGAGCCAAUCAGGUGUAUGGAGACUUCAUUAAAUCGUUGGAAGGUACUGCAUUCUCUGGCCAGGUGUGUCUGAUAGGCGACUGUGUCGGAGGGAUCCUGGGCUUUGAUGCCCUCUGCAGCAGCAACAUCACCGUGUCAGAGAGCCAGAACAGUAGCAGGAGAGGGAGCAUAGUCAGCGUGCAGGACAACGAUCUGCUCUCGCCGGGCAUCAUCAUCAACAGUAGCCCGUCAGGCUCGGGUUCUGGUUCUGGUUUGUCCCUGGAAGGCAGCCGUCACUUGAGCCGCAGCAACAUCGACAUCCCACGCUGCAGCGGUGCCGAUGACCCCAAGAAGCAGCUGCCCCGCAAGCGUAGCGACUCUUCCACCUAUGAACUGGACACCAUCAAGCAGCACCAGGCCUUCCUGUCUAGUCUGCACGCCAGCGUUUUGAGGAAUGAUCCAGGCUCUCGGCGGUCGAGUAACAGCACGAUGCUGGAAGGAGGCGGCGCUCUGGGCAAGUUCGAUUUCGAGGUGUCGGAUUUCUUCCUGUUUGGCUCUCCUCUGGGUUUGGUCCUGGCUCUGAGGAAAACCGUGGUCCCUUCUCUAGACGUGGCUCACCUCCGUCCAGCCUGCCAGCAGGUGUAUAACCUGUUCCACCCUGCAGACCCGUCAGCCUCACGCCUGGAGCCACUGCUGGAGAAGAAGUUCCACCUGCUGGCGCCCUUCAGCGUGCCACGUUACCAGCGUUUCCCUCUAGGCGACGGGCACUCGGCCCUGUUGGUGGAGACCCUCCAGAGCAACCCUCACCUCCUGCUGGAGAGUGGAGGCCGCUGCCACGAUGGCUUGGGCGAGACCUCCAUCCCCGUUCCCGUGCUCAACUGGCAGGCUGUGCCAGCCACGCCCGAGUCGGAUGUAAUGCACUCUCACGGGGGGAUGUUCCUGGAGAACUCCUACCCCUCGUCUCCUGCCUCAGCCCCAGCGUCCCGCAACAUUCGAAGACCCAGCGAGGUCAGCAUCGCCAGCCAGGUUUCCGGACUGGUGGAUAGUUACACUGCCUCCAAUAUCGCCAACACACAAGCAUGUCAUCUCAAUCAGUCCAAAAAGCUUAGCCUUUUGUCCCAGCUGGCCCUCCCUUAUAACAAAAUGUCCUCGAGAAGCCCAUCCCCGAAAGCCCGCUACAAGUUGCUCAGUAGCAGAGCGGCAGGCUCAGAUGAGGUGAGCUGCUUCGAGCCCUCCCCUCUCCCCAACUCCAGCCCUCCGUCGCCGAGCAUGCAGCUGGAUAUAGAGCAAGUUGCUGCUCGUUGGUGGGGGACAAAGCGCAUUGACUUUGCCCUGUACUGCCCUGAUGCCCUGACUGCCUUUCCCACCGUGGCUCUACCUCACCUUUUCCAUGCUUCCUACUGGGAGUCUACAGACGUUGUGUCCUUUCUGCUCAGACAGGUAAUGAGGCACGAGAACUCCAGUAUUCUGGAGCUGGAUGGGAAGGAGGUUUCAGAAUUCACACCCUCCAAACCACGGGAGAAGUGGCAGAGGAAGAGAACACACGUUAAGAUCAGGAACGUAACCGCAAACCAUCGCGUGAACGACGGAGUCUUUACGGAGGACGGCAUGCAGGUGGUCUCCGGCCGUUUCAUGUACGGUCCAUUGGAUAUGGUCACUCUAACUGGAGAGAAGGUUGACAUCCACAUAAUGACACAACCUCCAUCAGGAGAGUGGGUGUACUUCGACACAGAGCUGACCAAUAGCAGCGGCCGAGUUUCUUACACGAUCCCCGAGAGCAAACGACUAGGGAUCGGCGUGUACCCAGUCAAAAUGGUGGUCAGAGGUGACCACACAUCUGCAGACAGCUACCUGACUGUGCUGCCACGUGCCACAGAGUUUGUAGUGUUCAGCAUCGAUGGCUCGUUUGCUGCCAGUGUGUCUAUUAUGGGAAGUGACCCUAAAGUGAGAGCAGGGGCAGUGGACGUUGUCAGGCACUGGCAGGACUUGGGCUACUUGAUCGUGUAUGUGACGGGCCGUCCAGAUAUGCAGAAGCAGCGUGUGGUGGCCUGGCUCUCGCAGCACAACUUCCCUCAUGGCAUUGUGUCCUUUUGCGACGGUCUGGUGCACGACCCACUUCGUCACAAAGCGAACUUCCUCAAGUCCCUCAUCGCUGAUGCACAUAUGAAGAUCUUCGCUGCGUACGGCUCCACGAAGGACAUCUCGGUGUACACUUCGCUCGGCCUGCCGCCGUCUAGCAUCUACAUUGUUGGCAGACCAACGAAAAAGAUGCAGCACCAGUGUCAGUUCAUCUCAGAUGGGUACGCGUCUCAUUUGUCACAUCUGGAGUACAGUCAGCGCUCUCGACCGGCCAAGACAGGCAGCACACGUGUGACUCUGCGUAAGGGAAGCUUCGGUCUGGGUGCCAGUAGCGACUUCCUGCGCAAACGCAACCACCUGCUGCGUACCAUCUCCUCCCAGCCGGCCCCCUCCUCCUCGGCCACGUCCUCCGGCCACCGUCCUGAGCGCGCUCAGAGCCAGUCGGAGUUUGACCGCGAGCGGGCUGAGCGUGCACAGAGGAGCAUGAGCAUUGCGGCGGGCUGCUUCGGGCGUGCAGGGAAGUUGGAGGGAGGCACCCUGAGCCCCAAGUAACCCUCCAUCAGCUUGGCGUUUAUUACCGGGAGUCCGCCGGUCCACGGGAUUUUAAAGGAAGUGUGGAUCGGGAAGAAAAUGGGAUACAAUGGAACGGACUCUGUGAGAGACUGGCACGGCUUUUCUAAUGUAGCAAGAGUGGCAUUGGGGAAAAAAAGAUUUUGUUCCACUGAGGUAACACACCAACAAGAAAUCUAAUGCCUUACGUAUCGCUCUAGAUUUUGGAACGCUGGUCAUUGCCUCUCAGUUUGCUUGAAUGUACAGAGGAAUCGGAUGCUUGGGUAGUUCUGACUCCUCCAAUCUCCACCUGCAUCAUCAGAAAAGUGGAAGAAGUCUCCAACGUCAUCGUGAUGUCCACCAACAUUUUCCACCUGUAGAUACAUGCCUCCCUCCUCACGUGCUCAGGGCAGCCGUGUACAGACAAGUCGGCCACGGUCAAUCCCAGAAACCACUCGUGUUAGCCACACUCAAGCCCUCUUUGCCAACCUCUUGCCCUCAGUUUCUUCCUCUUUUUACUAAGCUAUUCUUAUGGAGGGGGUUCUCGUCAAAAGCCCUGCAGCAUUUGGCAAUAAGGACCCACCGUGUUGCGUCUUGUGUUCAGCUCACAGGUCAUCAGAGGCCUUACUUCUUACCACACAAGCAUUAAACAUACACGGGGCGAGUGCUGCUCUGGGGCCGAAAGCGAGGACAGUUGACACUCGAGCUGUAAUUUGGCAACAAUCCCUUUAUCUGGCCAUCAUGCUUGCAAUACCUCUCGGACAUCACUAGGGUGUCUAGCGCUCCUGAAAACUCUCGCUCAUGUCUCCGGUGCGCCAUGGCAUGUAUAGAUAGCCAAGUACAAAUCCUCCUGAGCCUCCACGCUACCACGUUUCCUCAGCACCCUUUUUUCUCCCUGGUUCCGGAGCAAAAACCACUUUGCUGCUCCGUUCCUCCGAACGAGACGACUGGCGUAGGCGUCUAUCCACAUUUACAAAGAGUACACUGGGGAGAUCCGUUUUCUCAAGACGCUCGACUCGGUAGUCGGUCGUCUCUCACCAGUUUGUGCACCUUUAUUGCUUUGAUUUAUCUGAAGAAUCAGAGUAUACACGGACAACUGGCGGCGCUCGAUAUAACCGAUGGCCAAAACCAUUUCUUUUCCAGAAGCUGUAGUUACGUAAAUGUAUAACCUCAUUGUUCCUUUUGCACAAGUCGAUAGUGGAACCUUGUUACCAUCUCAUGUGGCUACAUAUUGUUAUCGUGUAGUGCAUGAUCUUUAUUAAUAUAUGACAGAUUUCGAGUGCGUGCGCACACAACGGUAGUAUUUAUCUCUAUUGUCAGGAUUAAAAAAUGUGCCAAAAUUAGAAUGAUCAUAGGAAGGACAAACAAAACAUCAGUUAUUUCCUUUGUAAAUGUACUACUGGGUAUUCGAUCCGAGCGUCUGUUCGAGCUGUAAAGAAAGGAGUUCGGCACGUGUAUAACGUUUAUAAGAUUUCUAUCAUUUCAGGUCAACAUGAAGUCCUUUAAAAGUCUGUGCUCUAGCUUACUGUUCAUAUGUAAGUGAGAUGUAUAGAACUAUUGCAGGAUAUUCUUUUAAUCAUAAGCUGUGAUUUUACUUUUGUUUUUAGAUUCAACGGCAUGAUACGUUGUAGCCAAAUACUGUAUAGAGGUUGUUUUUUUUUUGGUAUUUGUUAACAGGCAGACACUGGAUGUGAGAGGAUGUGAUGUAUUUAAUUAGGAUCUUAUUGGAGUUGUAUAUUUGAACGGAGCGCUGGAAGGUUUUUGGAUGCAGCAGCCGCUUGUUUAUAAAAGUUCAGGGGAUUGUAGAAUGUUUUACGAUCGUGUGGGGAAUAACCGACGUGUAGAUAUUGUAAAGAUGUACAUUUUACUAUAUAGGAAAUGUAUGGUGAGGAAUUAUUUAUGUAGAUUCGCAAAAGUAAAUGUCAGAUUUUAGUGCAUUCAUGGUUGCUUAAAAUGUUUUUUUUUUGGGGGGGGGGGGUAGUUUCUUUAAGGACCAACACCAUUAAUGACAUCAGCGCAGUUUGUGUACAACAAGACACCACCGCACAGACAAUCAGUCUCGGGCACACAAACAACACACCUAGAACACAAUCAUCUGGAAAUAAGACACUCAUCACUCAUCAAAUACUUAACCGCCAUUGGAUGAAAGACUUUCUGGGGAAUGUAAAAGAUUUAUUUUAUUAAAAUCUGGCAAGUUUUAAUAUGGUCUUUUUUUUUUUAAUUGGAAAGGUUCACCAAAUUUAAAAGAAAUUUCUGUGAAGAAAUUUGUAAUUUGGAGAAGUAUUUGAAGGCGGUGUGCGUAAAAUAGCAACGUCACACAAGCGUACUCGAACGUAAAGUGUUUCUGUGUAUAAUAUAACGCCUUCACGGAGGUUUUUAAAUCAGUCCAGCAGAGGGCGCAAAUAAGCAGCUUCAACGCUAGAAAAUGCAGACGGGUUUUUUUUUUGGAGAAGUUAAUGUGCAAUAUGUACUCGUGGUUGAUUUAUUUUAUACAGAAGUCCAGAAAUGUCCGGCACUUUUUCCUCCACGAAUGACAAAAUCUCUGUUGGAAUCACUUUCUGAUUAAGAGGUUAAGAUUAGCUGUUUCUUAAUGCUAUUUAAUUUAAAAUCAAAUCAUAUUGCAAUCAAAAACCAGUUCUACAAUCUCCAAGAGCUGUUUGUUUGUUUGUAAAUUGUUAUUAUUUUUGCCAUCCUUGCCAUUUUUCCCCCCUCUUUUAAUUCAACCAAGUGAUUUAUUCCAUCCAAUGUUGUCUCCAAAACAUUUAGAGAUACAAACUGGUGAAUAUUACUGGGAACCACAGGAAAUAUAUAAUAUAAUCAUUUCUAUAUUACAGAUUUAUAAACAAGCAGCAGGUCAGGUUUUGAGUGUAACGUUCCAUUUUUCAAUAACUUAUUACGAAUUCACUGUCCUCUGUGUAGAAAUCAGCAUGUAAUCACAUUAAAACAACAAAAAAAACAUGAAUUUGGACACAUUUCUAAGUUAAAGGCACGAUGUGAUAUUGUAAAAGCAUCGGAGAAUGUACUGCUGAUGCACACUGUACUACAGCAAAGACGUGGCAGCAAUUCUAAACGUUCAGUUUUGGUUUCAGACUCUCGGAGAAAACUCUGAGCAUUUCAUCACCUCAUGUUUCUUUACCGAGUUUUCAGAACGUUUCUCAAAACCCCGUGUAUUUCCAACCGUACACUCUGAAUACAAACUAACACUGUAAACAGUUUUGAUCUGAAUGACUUCUCGGCUCUUUUUCACCCACUUGUGCUCGGUUCUGUAUUAUUGUAUGUACUGUGGAUUAAAUACAGUUGGACAGCCA